AUGCUAAUACACUUUUGGCUGUUGCACAUUAUAGUACAACAAGUCAAAAGUGAAGAAUGCCCUCGAGUUGUGUCGCACGAGGCCUUGAUCAACUCACUUAUGAAGAACUACAGUCGGUGGGUUUAUAUUUUUGGAUUUAAACUUUUAAAUAUAUCAGAAAUCCAAAAACUCUAAGCCCGUAUUUUAUCUAUACCAAUACUAGGUUGUUCAAAUAAUUCUGACCAAUAAACACCGAAAACUCGCUUUGAGAGGGAGCACAGAAUUUUUUCAACAACAUAAUAUUAGUAGCCACAAUAACAAACUAACCUAACCUUUCCAGAAGCCUAAGCCCAUCAAAGAAGCCAGUUCCAGUAAAAGUGGAAGUUACAGUACAAGAUAUAUCCGAGUUAUCCGUCCUCUCCAACAGUUUCACUGCCGAUUUAUGGUUCAGUUCGCUGUGGCAGGAUGAUCGACUAGCCUUUGGGCAUUUGGAUAGUUGUCGACAAAAUCUUUCAUUCGACGACACAUUCGAAAGCCGAAUCUGGUCGCCAAACGUGUGUAUUGUCAAUUCAAAAGUGUCCAAAGUUCAUACCUCACCCAAACCAAACGUACUACUCAUGCUAAUGCAGAAUGGUACUGUAUGGCUUAAUUAUCGAGUGAGUUUUGGGAUUGACAUAGUCUUUCACUUUAUUUUUUAUUGCUUUAGGCCUAUUUUUUGCCUUCUUAGGGCUGUUUUUCUUUUACUUUUUUUUUGCUAUUUUUUACUUUUUAAGUCUAUUUUUUGUUGUUUUAGGCCUAUGUUGUACAAUUAUAGGUCUCUUUUUUUACUUUCUAAAAUUGUUUUUUACUUUAUCAGUUAUAUCUUGCACUGUUUUAGGUUCGAGUAGAAGCCCCAUGUGUAUACGAGCUCAGUGAUUUUCCUAUGGAUAAGAUCGUAUGUUCAUGGGAUCUUGAAAGCUAUAGUUAUAACACAGCGACAGUAAAAAUCGACUGGUUAGAGCCGGCAGUCACGCUAACAACUACAGAGUUUUCGGCUUCUGAUUAUGCGUUUGUUGGUAUAAAACAUGCCAAACAUACUGAGGUAAGUGUGUAUUCUGUUUUGUGCUAGUUCAUCAUAGUUUAUAGAUUAAAAACCGCAUUUUUAUAAUUCCAACUUUAUAAAAUAUAUUUUAGUACUACAAAGCAGGCGAAUGGUACCGUCUAACGGUUGAUAUUCAAUUCAAACGUCGUUACGGUUUUUACAUUCUUCAAAUCUACAUUCCCAGCUAUAUAUACGUGGUCAUAUCGUUCAUAACAUUUGUGAUAGAACUCAAAGCACUCCCAGCACGGGUUAUUUUGACUGUGAAUACGUUGAUGUCAUUGUGUUUACAGUUUGGCAAUAUUAUUGGGUCUUUGCCUCCGGUUUCGUAUGUUAAAGUAGGUUUGAGAUUGUAAUGUUUUCUUGGGUUUAUUAGUGUCUUUUGGGUAUUGUUAUGUAAUUACAGUAUUUUAUUAGGUGCCGGCACAAAGAACCCGCCAUUUUUUACAGAAAAUUACAAGCAAAGUAUGGCGGGUUCUUUAUGUCGGCACCUAAUAUAUUGUCAUGUAAUAGUGUUCUUUUAAAAUUAUUUUUAAAAUUCGUUUUUCACUUACUAUUUUCAGAGUAUUGACUACUUUAUGUUCACCUGUAUAGCCUUCAUCUUCGCUUCUACGGUGGAACUUGCGUUUAUUGCAUAUCAGGUAAGGCAUUUUCCUUCUUUAUCACUUUCUUUCUUUCUUUUUCUCUCUCACUCUCAACUUGUUACUUUAUUUUAACUUCUUUGUCAUUUUAAUUCAUACUUUAUGUCUUCUUGUUCAUCAUUUAAUAAAUUUCAGGAAAAGAAGUUGUUCAUGCGUUCGCUACGCUUCAACUUUUCUCUACGCAGCAUAUUCACCUUCAAAUGUGUUUAUACAGAUCCUGGGGAGAGUCAGUAUGAGGUAAAGACAUGUUUUUUUAAUUAACACACCUAUUAUAAGCUAAAAUUUAGCUUAAAAACCUCAAUGCAACCUUUUGUACACCAAAAACUCAAUUUUUCAACCAAAAUGUGAAUUUUUAAGUUCUUUUAGGUAUGAAAUGAAAAAAUACUUUUAAAAAAUUCAUUUUUAGAACGAUGAAGAAUAUGAACUGCUACGGCUACAACGCCGAUUUCAAAAAAAUAACUGGAGAUUGA
Messenger RNA from Bursaphelenchus okinawaensis, 2168 nucleotides. The record is from the annotation of a GenBank genome assembly. NCBI's taxonomy places the organism in Eukaryota, Metazoa, Nematoda, Chromadorea, Rhabditida, Aphelenchoididae.